Calypte anna (Anna's hummingbird) is the source of this 2255-nucleotide messenger RNA. It is a transcript of the gene NPBWR2, whose product is annotated as neuropeptides B and W receptor 2. The coding region runs from base 534 to 1532 and encodes 332 amino acids. The record is from RefSeq and is a predicted model, not a curated record. The transcript is spliced from 2 exons. Gene Ontology annotation, biological process: neuropeptide signaling pathway. Gene Ontology annotation, cellular component: neuron projection; membrane. NCBI's taxonomy places the organism in Eukaryota, Metazoa, Chordata, Aves, Apodiformes, Trochilidae. Gene Ontology annotation, molecular function: neuropeptide receptor activity; neuropeptide binding.
CUUCCCUCCCUCCAAGCCGGAGCAGGGAGCGGAGGCUCCGCGGAGCUGAGCAGAAGGAGCCGGGAGAGGCAGCAGAGCCGGUGGCCAGGGGAGCCUGGCAGGAGGGAGAUGCCGUGUUGGCCACUUCUGCAUUGCCUGGAAAACCUCAGCCCGUGAAGAGUCUGAACUCUGACACAAAGCAAGGCAAGAAUUAAACACUUGGCAACACUCCUGCUCCACGCUGGAAAGCCACAGCUCACCAGGAUGCUCUCGGAGGGAAGAGUUGCUCAGCAUACAGAGAGAGCUCUAAUUCUUGGUGGCUUUGUUCGUGGAGUCUUCUGAAUCUUUCAGUUAUUUUGAAAAAAAAAAAUCUGAUUUUUUGCCAUGGUGGAGGUCAGGAGAGGUAAGUUAGAUGCUCCUUGCUGCCUCACAUCCCACUCUUGGGAAAUAACCCACUUGUAAAUGAGAGCAGCUGUGUCUUAGACAGCCAAAAGCUCUCCCUUCUGGCUGGCAAGGCUGUCAGUGACACCUGGGGAAGGCUGUGACCAGCAGGCAUGGGCAACAGCUCUUUUUGGGAUGCUCUGAACAGCUCCUGCAGCAGUGCAGGCAACAGCUGCUACCUGGACAACAGCAUGAAGCUCAACUUAACCUUCCAAGAGCAGGCAGCUGAUUUCUACGUUGUCCUGCCUGUGAUUUACUCCAUGAUCUGUGCUGUUGGGCUCACAGGCAACACCGCUGUCAUCUACGUGAUCCUCAAAGCCCCCAAGAUGAAGACUGUGACAAACAUGUUCAUCCUGAACCUUGCUAUAGCCGAUGACCUGUUCACACUUGUCUUGCCCAUUAAUAUUGCUGAACACCUCCUCCACUACUGGCCCUUUGGAGAAGUCCUUUGCAAGGUUAUCCUCUCCAUAGACCACUACAACAUCUUCUCCAGCAUUUAUUUCCUAACGAUGAUGAGCAUAGACAGGUACCUGGUCGUGCUGGCUACAGUCAGGUCCAAGAGGAUGCCACACCGUACCUACAGAGCAGCCAAGAUUGUCAGUUUGUGCAUCUGGAUCCUGGUCACCAUCAUAGUUCUCCCUUUCAUCAUCUUUGCCAACGUCUACGUGGACGACCUGGAGAUCAAGAGCUGCGGCCUCAACUUCCCCAAGCCCGAAAGGUUUUGGUUCAAAGCCAGCAGGAUCUACACCCUCAUCCUUGGCUUUGCCAUCCCAGUAUCCACCAUCUGCAUCCUUUACACCAUGAUGCUCUACAGGCUCAGGAACAUGCACCUGAACUCCAACGCCAAAGCCCUGGACAAAGCCAAGAAGAAAGUCACCGUGAUGGUUUUCAUCGUCCUGGCUGUCUGCCUCUUCUGUUGGACUCCCUUCCACUUGGCCACCAUCGUGGCUUUGACCACUGACUUGCCCCAGACCUCCAUGGUCAUUGGUAUAUCCUACUUCAUCACCAGCCUGAGCUAUGCCAACUCCUGCUUGAACCCUUUCCUCUACGCCUUCCUGGACGACAGUUUUCGGAAAAGCUUCCGGAAGAUGCUGGAAUGCAGAACUUCUUGAACACUGGCUUGGGGCUAGAAGAUCCCUUCCCUCCUGGGGCCCCUUUGCAGACUGGAGGGGUGGCAAAUGAACACACAACAUCUUUCCUUUCAUUUCCACCCAAUUCUUGUGCCUGCUGAUCAUCCUCACCCCCAUGAUUUGCUUUUCCUGCUCCCUUGCCACUCUUGCAUUUUCUCUCUCCCUGCUCCUUCCCCAAGUUGUAUUUCUAUAUUCUUAGGAUGAAGCUCACCCCUGGAAGGAUCCAGGGCAGCCAAGCUCCCUUUUUCUGAGGUUUCACUCUCCCACACGUGGUUCUUUGUUGCCAUCUGCUGGGGCCCAGCUUCCCUCAGGAGCUCCAGUAUUUGGGAAUUGUUCCAUGGAGCAGAGGUUCCCAGCACAGAGGAUGCAAGAGGACUAUUUGGAAAAGCAAACCAACCCUUUCCAUGCCCAUGGCUCUGUCUAUCUGUGUUAUGACUGGUUUUGAGGGAUCUCUUUUCCAUCCCCCCCUCCCAAAUCCCCUCUUUCCUGGACUGGUACCACAAGCUAAAUUUAAACCAAGAGGAAGAUUUGGGUCAUAAAAAAACAGUGGUAAACAAAACACCUCACAAAUGAUACAGCAACAGUGGGAAUUUGUGCUAGAAAUUAUUUUUAACCCGUUGUUCCUGUGGAGUAUCCAGUACUUAUUUAUUUAAGAGCAAUUCAUGAAAUAAAGCUCAUGGGGAAAAAAAAAAGAGACUGGUCCUU